GGUGGCAACGGCGCCGGUGUGUUAUAUAUAUAUCUCCACGUGUCAGUUUCCCGAUCGAUCCCGCUACUCCGAUCGAGCAAAGGCACGCCUACUAUUAUUUCAGGAGAGGCCGCACGCUGCCAUCUCGCUCCGUGAAGAUCAUUGCCGGCGUCCUGGGAGGGGGAGGGGGAGAGAGGGAGGGAGGCUGCUGUCUCGCUGGUCAACCCGGACCGGACCGUCACAGGCGCCAUGGAGAAGCCACUCGAUGAGAAGGAGUUGGAGCGUAAACUGAAGAAAGAUCAGAAGGCAAGAGAGAAGGAGGAGAAGAGGCUCAAGGCGAAGCAAAAGGAGGCGAUUAGGCUCCAGGCCCAAGCAGCAUCUGAUGAACCUAAGAAGAGUGAGAAGAGACAGAAGAAGAAAGGUGCUGCAGAUGAGAAUCCUGAGGAUUUCAUCGACCCAGACACUCCUGCUGGGCAGAAAAAGCUGCUUGCUUCUCAAAUGGCCAAACAAUAUAACCCGGCAGCUGUUGAAAAAUCAUGGUAUUCUUGGUGGGAAUCAUCUCAGUAUUUUGUAGCAGAUGCGGCGAGUUCUAAGCCACCAUUUGUAAUAAUCAUGCCACCCCCUAAUGUAACUGGGGUACUUCAUAUAGGCCAUGCGAUUACAGUAGCAAUUGAGGAUGCUAUGAUUCGCUGGCGGAGGAUGUCGGGCUAUAAUGCUUUAUGGGUUCCUGGAAUGGACCAUGCUGGCAUAGCUACACAGGUGGUGGUAGAAAAAAAGCUCAUGCGUGACAGAAACCUGUCAAGACAUGAUCUGGGGCGUGAUAAAUUUCUAUCAGAGGUCCUCCAAUGGAAAGAUCAGCACGGCGGUACCAUAUUAAAACAAUUACGUACACUUGGAGCCUCACUUGAUUGGUCACGCGAGUGUUUUACAAUGGAUGAGAAGAGAUCAAAAGCUGUAACAGAAGCUUUUGUCAGACUGCACAAAGAAGGCUUAAUUUAUAGGGAUAAUCGUAUUGUCAACUGGGAUUGCUCACUUCGUACCGCAAUUUCAGAUAUUGAGGUUGAGUAUUCUGAACUUACAGAAAAGACUUUGUUAGAGGUCCCUGGUUGUAGCACUCCUGUUCAGUUCGGUGUUCUAAUAAAUUUUGCCUAUCCUCUAGAGGAAGGGUUGGGUGAAAUUAUCGUUGCAACAACAAGAAUAGAAACAAUGCUUGGUGAUACUGCAAUAGCUGUUCAUCCUCAAGACGAAAGAUAUAAGCAUUUGCAUGGAAAAUAUGCUUUCCAUCCCUUUAAUGGCCGGAAACUCAAAAUAAUUUGUGACGCCAAGUUAGUGGAUCCUAGUUUUGGUACAGGAGUUGUUAAGAUCACGCCAGCUCAUGAUCCAGAUGACUUCGACACUGGCAAACGACAUAAUCUUGAGUUCAUCACUAUUUUCACAGAUGAUGGGAUCAUAAAUGAAAAUGGAGGUCCACAAUUUGAAGGAAUGCCACGUUUCACUGCUCGGGCUGCUAUUAUUGAUGCACUAAAGGCAAAGGGUCUAUACAGAGGCACAACAAAUAAUACGAUGCGCAUGGGGCGUUGUUCAAGAACUAAAGAUAUCGUGGAGCCAAUGAUGAAGCCCCAAUGGUUUGUCAAUUGUAAUACUAUGGCAAAGGUAGCUCUUGAUGCUGUAAAAUCUAAAAGGAUUGAGAUCAUUCCACCACAAUACGAGCAAGACUGGUAUAGAUGGCUUGAAAACAUACGUGAUUGGUGUAUUUCAAGACAACUUUGGUGGGGACACCGUGUACCUGCUUGGUAUGUGACGUUAGAAGACGAUGAAGAGAAAGACAUGGGUUCUCACAUUGAUCACUGGAUAAUUGCAAGAAAUGAAAGUGAUGCGAUCCUGGAGGCAAAGCAGAGGUAUCCAGGGAAAACUUACCGGUUAGACCAAGAUCCUGAUGUGUUGGAUACAUGGUUUUCAUCUGGCCUUUUUCCAUUGUCUGUGUUUGGUUGGCCAGACAGCACAGCUGAUCUUACUUCUUUCUACCCUACUUCUGUACUUGAAACUGGAUUGGACAUCCUCUUCUUUUGGGUAGCACGGAUGGUGAUGAUGGGAAUGCUACUUGGUGGUGAUGUGCCAUUUCAGAAGGUUUACUUGCAUCCAAUUAUUCGUGAUGCACAUGGACGCAAAAUGGCGAAAGCCUUAGGAAAUGUGAUUGAUCCCAUUGAUGUAAUAAAUGGCAUAACACUUGAAGAUCUUGGGGAAAAGUUGAAAUAUGGCAAUCUUGAUCCAAGUGAGUUAGAAAAGGCAAAAGAAGGUCAGAAGAAAGAUUUCCCUAAUGGUAUUCCAGAGUGUGGCACCGAUGCCCUUCGUUUUGCCCUGAUUUCAUACACUUCUCAGUCUGACAAGAUAAAUCUGGAUAUCAAGAGAGUGCAUGGGUACAGACAGUGGUGCAAUAAACUGUGGAACGCCAUCCGUUUUGCCAUGAACAAGCUUGGAGAUCAUUACACCCCACCAGCAACUGUUUCUGUCUGCUCUGUGCCACCUAUCUGCAAAUGGAUACUCUCAGUACUUAAUAAAGCUGUUGGCAAGACUGUGUCAUCACUAGAAGCAUACAAAUUCUCUGAGGCCACAUCGUCUAUUUACUCUUGGUGGCAGUACCAACUUUGCGAUGUAUUUAUAGAAGCCAUAAAACCUUACUUCAAUGAAUCUCAAGAGUUAGAAUCUGCAAGAGGUGCUUGUCGAGACACAUUGUGGUUAUGUCUGGAUACUGGUUUGCGACUGCUCCACCCGUUCAUGCCUUACAUAACAGAGGAGCUUUGGCAGCGCCUUCCUCAGCCUAACGAGGCGUGUAGGAAAGACUCCAUAAUGAUAUCUGAGUAUCCCUCAGUUGUAAAGGAAUGGACGAAUGAUCAAAUUGAAAAUGAAAUGGAGAUUGCGUUGGAUGCUGUCAACAAACUAAGAUCUCUUCGGCCACACACAGAUACACAUGAAAGGCGCCCUGCUUUUGUGCUCUGCCGUGGUGUCGAGAUUGCUGCCAUUAUUCAGUGCUACCAGUUGCAGAUUACAACUCUUGCUUCCAUUUCAUCUCUUAAGGUACUGACAGAGGAUGAUCCAACUCCACCCAACUGUGCCACAAAUAUUGUAAACAAAGAUCUAUCAGUAUACCUCCAGCUUCGAGGAGCUCUGAACACUGAAGCUGAGCGUGAGAAGCUAAGGAAAAAGCGAGAAGAAGUUCAAAAGCAACACGACACCUUGUCGAAGAAAAUGAAUGCCUCUGGCUAUCGCGCGAAGGCUCCUCCGAGCAAGCAAGAUGAGGACAUGAAAAAGAUUGCUGCAUUAUUGGAGGAGCUUGAGAUCAUCAGCGAAGCUGAAAGUGAACUGAAUGCAAACAACUGAGAGGGGACAGUUAUUGAGAGACGAAUUUUUUGACGACCUUUUGUGAUUUAGAUGCACGUAGUUAGUUGUAUAUUUACAAAUUCACAUUCACUCCCCAAGCUUGUAGGAUCAAGAAACACUUUUACCUUGUAAAUUAUUUUUUUAGAUCAACUUCGUAAACAAUUUGUUAUUUGCGUUUCAAAUGAAUUCAAAGGAAGU
Oryza brachyantha (malo sina) is the source of this 3555-nucleotide messenger RNA. RefSeq names its product valine--tRNA ligase, mitochondrial 1-like. Gene Ontology annotation, molecular function: aminoacyl-tRNA deacylase activity; ATP binding; valine-tRNA ligase activity. Lineage: Eukaryota; Viridiplantae; Streptophyta; Magnoliopsida; Poales; Poaceae. Gene Ontology annotation, biological process: valyl-tRNA aminoacylation. The record is from RefSeq and is a predicted model, not a curated record. The transcript is spliced from 22 exons. The coding region runs from base 229 to 3357 and encodes 1042 amino acids. Gene Ontology annotation, cellular component: cytosol.